AUGCCCAUGCGGCAGAAUACGGGAAUCGGAACAACAAAUGGGCGUUUUCUCAAAUUCUCAGAGCCGAUCCGUGCAAGCGAGCCGGUGGACUUCAGCCACAUAGGUUACGGCCAACCUAGUACGGGCAGUCAGAACGGCAGCAGCGGGGACGACCGGAGAGACGGUGGGCAAGGACCACCGCUGCCGCGGCCACUGGACGAUUUCGCCUAUGCUCGCGCCCGGCGACCCAACAUUCGAACGGAAGACGUUUCGGGCAUCGAAAAGUCCGGUUUGCGCUCGGCCGUGGACAAAAAGAGCGACGACGUGCGCCGUGGACUUGUCAAGGCGUUUACUUUCGGCAAAAAGAACAAGAGCAAUGACGAGAAAAAUGGCAACCAAUUCCGACCACCGUCAGCGGCCACCGUUCGGCCGCCCAUGGGUAGCAGUGUCAACGAGAGCGACCUUGACCUGGCCAUCGACGCCCACGACAUGGGUCCUCGCGAAAUGGGUCAUCGGGAUAUGGGUCCUCGUGAGAUGGGUAACAACGUCGGCAGCCUACAUCAACAGAUACAGCAACAACAUCAACAAAUGAUGAUGAUGCAGGAGCGACACCGCCACCAGCAGCUACCACAGUCUCCAGUCGACAGUCAACCAGGAGGAUGGGAAGGAGGGAGCCACCUAUCACCUCCCCCGUCUAGUAAACUGCCUCCGCUUCCGCCAGCGUCUAACUCGGUUCCGAUCAAGCGCUGGAUAGGUUCUGGGCGGCCCGUCCAACGUUGGAACAAGCUGCGCAAAGACCCCGAGCUCUGGGACCCCAAUGGUGAUGUGCUUGUCUUCUUUGGUUACAAGGGCCAGCAACCGCGCCCUAACCCAUCUUUCCGCCUGUCAUCACACAUCAUUGAGGCGACCGAGUCCCGAUUUCUCAUCACACUUCUACGGGAAGGCUCGACAGAGGAAGACAUCCAGCUGCCUCCAUCACCUAUUGGCGCGCCUCCCAUGCUGCAACGGCACAUGGCCAGUGGGGGAGGAUCUGGAGGGCAUCUCGGACCACAUAGCCACGGACGCGGUCACGGCCAAGGCGGGUACGGCAUGGGCCAGCCGACCCCACCAAUAUCUGAAGAUGCUAGCUUGGUUGAUGUUGACGGGCAAAUUAGUUACGAGAUGUACUUUCCGACACCACCCAACAUGAACAAGGUCGACCAGCUACGGCACCACAUCACAACGAGGAAUAUUUUUGCGCUCUUGUACCACGCUUCGCUUGUCGGCUUGUCGCUGUACCAGGCGCUUGCGGAUCUCCACGCACGGCUAGAAGCGUACAUGCCCCCAGAAAUGGACAAUGUUGGCACAAUCAUCAACUAUCUUGGAGCGCGCGGCAUCGACGACAUUCGGAAUGACCCGGAGAGCGCCAUCUCACUUCUGGCUUGGUCCGAGAGCCCAGACGUGCGAUGGGAAGAGGGCUGGCGUGAGAGCUUCCUACACAGCACGGGCAUGUACGCAAGCCUCGAGAGCUGUGUCGACUUCAAGAACGUCACUCCGAUUACGCGGGCACUCUUGGAGCGAGCCUGCCUGGAGACGCAGCUGCGGGUUCAAGCAGCGGAAGAGCGUCUAGCCGAGUUCCAGUUCGCUGAUAUGUGGCCACCUGCGCUAGCGAUGACGGCCAGCUCCAGCGGCCCCGUCCAACCGAGCCCAGCAAAGGCUGCGGGCGACCGAUUGCAAAAGUUCUUGCUGCAACAUUACACACGGACGUACGGCCGCUGGCCACCGCUACCGCCAUCCCCCACCGUAGCAUCGCUGGGCGUCCCCGUGGAUGCCGAAGACGAUAUUUGGCUUACACGAACAAUAGCUCACGCCCUCCAAAAGGACUUUGCAGCAUUGUACGACUACCUCGUGGAUCGCGACAUCGUUUGGGACGGCUCCGAAGCGCGGUCGGGUCGCAAGUGGAUGCUUGUGUCGCAAAGCGGCAAUAAGGCCUUCGAAGCCGACACAUUGGAUUUGCCGAUGACCGACAUGCUUGUUGAGUUCGACAACAAGCUGCGCUUCCCGCACAUCCCACAUCCGUUCCCGCUCGUGCCUGACUCCAUCCCACCGAGUGCUCCGUCUUCAGGAAAAGAAAAAGGCAAAAAGGGCGAUGCCACAUCGACAGGGACGGGCAAUCGGGCUGGCUCCGUCGAGCGGCGCGUGCAGCUCGCCUACACAGUGGCCACAAACAUGUUGAUUCUGGGCUCGGACUUUAAUCAGUCGGACCUGAUCGACGCCUUUUCCAAAUUUGAAAAGAUUGACCGCGUGGGUGAGGUAGACCCAUUGACGGCCCGCCGCGGCCGCUGGGUGCUCAUCUACGGCAUUCUGCAGACACUUGCCUCUGUGUCAGUCGACGCGCUCAACAUGCGCUACCGUGAUGGCGUGUCAUACCAUUUGUCGCCGCGGCUCAAGGGCGCCAAGAUGCCACCGUGGCGGACAACAGGUGGUGGUGGACUCGUCGGUUCGAGCGACGAAGCGGCACAUGAACUAUCGCACUGCUGGAUCGUGCCACGUACGUGGAACACGGGCCACCAAGAUAACCACGGUGGCCACAGCUCGGCUCAUCAGAGCGGCAAUGACGAGAGUUCGGCCGCCUCCUCAAGUGCAUCGGGCAAUAACAGUCCUGUUCGGCGGAACAGCAUCAUAUUUGGCAGUAGCAACAGCAACGCUGGUGGUGGUUUCAACUUCCCGCGACCGCCUCCGGCGGACACACUCACGGUCCGCAGCGGCUCAUCCGCGGGCUUUCACACUCCGCAUGGCGGCCGGUCGGUGCGGUCCAGUACUUCACUUGGUCCGUCGAGCAAUGCUGGUGGUGAUGGUCUCGGCAGCGACUUGGCGCCUCCCUUUGGCGCUUUUGGCACCUACACGCAGUCGUCCCAUGGCGGCGCGGCGACUGUUGUGUCGAGUACGAGCGCCAUGUCCGAUCUCUCCAGCAAUACGCGACCGCGUAAGGGCAACGGACCCUCGUCCAAGAUGGCCACAAGCCGCAGUGGCGUCAAUGCAGGCGGCAGCGGCGGCGUCUAUGGCGGCGCUAACCCCAACGUCAACAUGAGCCUCAACAUGGGCAUGGGCAUUGGUAUCCCGACGGUCGAGGAGGCGGGGUGGCCUAUGACCAUAAGCAGUGGUGAGGCUACAGCGAGCAGUGGCAGUGGACGGCGCAACGCUCAUGGCGGACCCCCUGUGCUGCCUGGUCUGAAGGGUAUCCCCCACAUGGCAUCGUCUGGCAAUGGUGGAUUUAUGCUGAUGGACGAGUCUCAAGACGAGUCACACAGCAACUAUACGACAGAAGGAAGCGGUAGCGAGCGGCGGCGGCGGCGACGACAAGACAAAGGUGGCCGCGAGGGACGAGAUGGGCGCGACAGACGUGAAGGCUGGGGAGGAAGCAGCACACGCAGCAAGACCCGCACGCAGAGGCCACUCAUGAACCAGGGCGACGAAGUUGGCAGCGUGGCGCCCGUGAUCCGAGACUUUGAUGCUCUGGAUGUAAUUGAUGACCACGAGCCGUAG
Sporothrix brasiliensis 5110 is the source of this 3504-nucleotide messenger RNA. RefSeq lists its product as uncharacterized. The coding region runs from base 1 to 3504 and encodes 1167 amino acids. Lineage: Eukaryota; Fungi; Ascomycota; Sordariomycetes; Ophiostomatales; Ophiostomataceae. The transcript has a single exon. The record is from RefSeq and is a predicted model, not a curated record.